Molecule: messenger RNA, 1815 nt
Organism: Beta vulgaris subsp. vulgaris (sugar beet)
Lineage: Eukaryota; Viridiplantae; Streptophyta; Magnoliopsida; Caryophyllales; Amaranthaceae
Exons: 13
Coding region: 560-1528 (322 amino acids)
Source: RefSeq, a predicted model, not a curated record
AGAUAAGAACUUUGUGGAAUGGCUGAAAACAGAAGAGGGGAGGUCUUUGUGGAAAUGAGGUAUUUAUGUUAAGAUUAAGUCUUGGCACCAUUUUGAAGUGCCAAGUUUAAUGUUAACCUAAUGCCUAAGUUGCCUACUAUUCAAGGUAUCAGUGAACAAUUAGUGAGAGCAAGUAGGAAGAUUAAUGUUAGUUCUUACGCGUGUUUAAAUGUGGGUAUAAUUGAUGGAUCUUAAGCAAUUUUGGAGAAGAUAGAAAUAGGACUGUUUCAAUUGCAUAAGUUCAGCUUAAGUUUGCUUGCUCUUUUUAUAAAAAAAACUAAUAUGGAAUAUAGAUUGUGGCAUUAUUAUGUUUAAUGUCCAGAAGAACAUUUACAUGUACAAUCAAUGAAAUAAACUCCAUUGAUCCAAUUAGUCAUCCAAACAACUCAUAAUAUUUUUUAGAAGCUGCUCAAUAUAUCAUCUGGCUAACUGAGAUAUGGCUAGAAUUUGGGAUGCAAUAGCUGUGUCCAAGAAUUAUUAGGAAGAAGGACUAAAAACCCAUUAUUUCCAUAGAUCUGGAAUGGACUUUUUCAACUUGUUUGGUUGCUUGUUUGAACCAGCCACUCUUCCUACACAAUUUUAUACAGCCUUGUUGUACACAGUGACUACCUUGACUCUUACAUUGCAGUCUGUAUAUUAUGGUCAGAUAUAUCAUCGACUGAAAAUUAACAGACAAUUUGACAAGGUUGCAAAGCCUAAUCAGACAGAAGUGGCAGGAGAGUAUAGUGUACAUGAAAAUUCUGAUGAUGUUGAAAAACUCAUCAAUGGGAGCUGUGGAAACAGACAAAGUUCCAGUGUUUUUCAGAGUGAUACUGCUAUGAGUUCACCUAUUCCACUUCCAGCCUUUCCACGUAGUCAGUCUGCUGAACAAGAUUCUUUUUACAAGUCAGCUAGAUAUUUAUCUACGAGUCAUACUCCAACAAGGAGAUCUUUUUUACCUCUAUGGAGAGAUCCUGCCAGAGUAGAUGCUGAGGAUUCUGUUGAAGAGCCUUUGCUUGGUGGAUCCUUACCAACUAGGCCGGCACACCUGCCAAAAACGAAAAACCUUCUUUGUAUUGUGCCUGCUACGACUUUCAUCAUAGGGACUCUAAAUAUAUGUCGUCGUACAAGAGACAGUAGGCUGAAUUUGGGUGCUGAAGUAUUAAACAGAAAGCUUUUGCAGGUCCAUGGAGUGCAAAGGAUCACCUCAGAUGUUGGUGGGGGCAUAGGUUCAUAUAUGGGUUGGGCUAUGGCAGCUAUCUACAUGGGUGGGCGGCUUCCACAAAUUUGCUUAAAUUUUAGAAGGGGCAAUGUUGAGGGACUCAAUCCACUUAUGUUCAUUUUUGCUUUGCUAGGGAAUGCAACAUAUGUAGCCAGCAUAUUGGUUAAUAGCCUGGAUUGGUCAAAGAUAAUGCCAAACCUGCCAUGGCUGGUGGAUGCAGGGGGUUGUUCACUUCUUGAUACAUUUAUACUACUUCAGUUUAUAUAUUUUCAAUAUCGAAGAUCAUAGAUUCUUGUCAGCAAGUUUGGGAACAUCCAGUUAGUGCCAUGCUUCCUCAGGGUAUUGCUGUUAACAUCUGAAAUUAUGUCGGUGGAUUUCAUGUUUCAAGGAUUGACAUUGUCCGAGACGCUGUUGAUGCUGUGCAAGUUGUGAUGAACAUUCUUGUGUCUUCGCAUCACUCGUACCCCCAAAAUUUUCACGUUUCUAUUUAGUUCUGAUUUUGUUUUCUCAGUUAUUUGUUGAUAUUUCUUUUGACCAUGUCAAAACAUUUCAAAUUUUGUAAUUAUUUCUUCUCA